This is a messenger RNA of Vollenhovia emeryi, 320 nucleotides long. RefSeq lists its product as uncharacterized. The annotation marks the transcript as partial. The transcript has 3 exons. Lineage: Eukaryota; Metazoa; Arthropoda; Insecta; Hymenoptera; Formicidae. The record is from RefSeq and is a predicted model, not a curated record. Gene Ontology annotation, molecular function: olfactory receptor activity; odorant binding. Gene Ontology annotation, biological process: detection of chemical stimulus involved in sensory perception of smell; sensory perception of smell. Gene Ontology annotation, cellular component: plasma membrane.
AUAUUGGCGGGUGUUAGUACAUUUACACACACAUGUCUCUACUGCGCUGUAGGAGAAAUUUUGGUUGCACAAUGUGAUGGAAUUUACGAAGCAGCAUGCAAAUACAAAUGGUACAAGUUGGAACCGACGAAAGCAAGGAACAUAAUGAUCAUAAUGAUGCGGGCCAACAAAUCGUUAUGCCUUAGCGCUGGAAAACUGUUCCCGAUGACCAUGUCCACGUUUUGUAACUUGUUAAAGACAUCAGCCGGUUAUAUAUCGGUUUUGCUGGCACAUCGGGAAUAAAAAUAGAAAUCUACAAAAAUAUCAAAUAAAAAUCUGAU